Messenger RNA from Lepus europaeus (European hare), 969 nucleotides. RefSeq names its product olfactory receptor 7A17-like. NCBI's taxonomy places the organism in Eukaryota, Metazoa, Chordata, Mammalia, Lagomorpha, Leporidae. The record is from RefSeq and is a predicted model, not a curated record. Bases 1 to 969 code for a protein of 322 amino acids. Gene Ontology annotation, biological process: G protein-coupled receptor signaling pathway. The transcript has a single exon. Gene Ontology annotation, molecular function: G protein-coupled receptor activity; olfactory receptor activity. Gene Ontology annotation, cellular component: membrane.
AUGGAACCAAGCAAUGGAACACAGCUGUCAGGAUUCCUUCUCCUGAGAUUCUCAGAGGACCCAGCACUGCAGCCCCUCAUAUGUGGGCUCUUCCUCUCCAUGUACCUGGUCACUGUGGCUGGGAACUUGCUCAUCAUCCUGGCCAUCCUCUCAGACCCCCACCUCCACACGCCCAUGUACUUCUUCCUCUCCAACCUGUCCUUGGUGGACGUCUGCUUCACCUCCAACACUGUCCCUAAGAUGCUGGUAAAUAUCCAGACACAGAGCAAAGCAAUCAGCUAUGCAGGCUGCAUCACCCAGUUGUACUUUUUUGUGCUCUUCGGCAGCUUAGAUGACCUUCUCCUGGCUGUGAUGGCCUAUGACAGGUUUGUAGCCAUCUGUCACCCCCUGCACUACACAGUCAUCAUGAACCCCCGGCUCUGUGUGCAGCUGGUCCUGGUGUGCUGGGUCAUCAGUGUCCUGCAUGCCUUGUUGCAAAGUUUAAUGGUGCUGCAGCUGUCCUUCUGCACACACCUGGAAAUCCCCCACUUCUUCUGUGAACUGAACCAGGUGAUCCACAGUGCCUGUACUGGCAGCUUCCUUAAUGAUGUGGUCAUGUAUCUCACAGUCGUGCUGUUCGGCGGAGGUCCCCUGGCUGGUAUCCUUUACUCCUACUCUAGGGUCGUCUCCUCCAUCCAUGCAAUCUCUUCAGCUCAGGGGAAGCAUAAAGCAUUCUCCACCUGUGCCUCUCACCUCUCUGUCAUCUCCUUGUUUUAUUGCACAAUUGCAGGUGUGUAUCUCAGCGCUGGUGCUGCCCCCAGCUCAGCUGCCAGUGCCAUAGCCUCGGUGAUGUACACGGUGGUCACCCCCAUGAUGAACCCCUUCAUCUACAGUUUGAGGAACACAGACAUGAAGAGGGCUCUGAAAAGACUCUGUCAGUGGAAAAUUAUAAAAUGGCCUGAGGCUCUGGGGUUCAUGAAGUGCCCAUGA